Messenger RNA from Kogia breviceps (pygmy sperm whale), 3539 nucleotides. Lineage: Eukaryota; Metazoa; Chordata; Mammalia; Artiodactyla; Physeteridae. The record is from RefSeq and is a predicted model, not a curated record.
ACCGGAGCCGCGAGCGCCACCAGGGCAGCAACCGCCGCAGCCGCCGCCGCUGGGCUGAGGAGUCGGAGACGCAGGCGGACGAGGUGGCGGCGGCGGCGGAGCGGGAGCGGGGACCGGGCGCGGGCAGAGCGCGGCGGCGCGGCAGUCCUUCGCUGAGGUGUUCGUGUGUUGCACGCUAACAGGUUCUUACCACCUUCAGAGAUUUCUGCUGGCUGAAUGCCCAAGCUUAUGUCAGAGAAGGAAGCUCUGGUUGCUUGGAAUGAAAGAGAUGAGAAAACUGGCUGAGAGAAGUUGUGACUUGCUCAAGGAUGCAGAGAUCAGGCGAUAGGUGUAUUCUAGAGAACAAGUCUUCAAACACCUUUGCCAUAUUGACUCUGAGCUGUCAGGGGACUCAGGCUUAUGAGGAGGUACUGUCACAGAAAACAGUGUCUAGUGAAGACAACAAGAAAGAGGGAAAAGGAUCGGAAGAAGAAGCUAAAAUACUGUAGAAAACCAUGAGAUCUAUUAGAUCUUUUGCCAAUGAUGAUCGCCAUGUUAUGGUGAAACAUUCAACAAUUUAUCCAUCUCCGGAGGAACUUGAAGCUGUUCAGAAUAUGGUGUCUACUGUUGAGUGUGCUCUUAAACAUGUCUCGGAUUGGCUGGAUGAAACAAAUAAAGGCACAAAAGCAGAGGGUGAGACAGAAGUGAAGAAGGAUGAGGCUGUAGACUCCUAUUCCAAGGAUCAAGGUGGUCGGACAUUAUGUGGUGUAAUGAGGAUUGGCCUGGUUGCAAAAGGCUUGCUGAUUAAAGAUGAUAUGGACUUGGAGCUGGUUUUAAUGUGCAAAGACAAACCCACAGAGACCCUGUUAAAUACAGUCAAAGAUAAUCUUCCUAUUCAGAUUCAGAAACUCACAGAAGAGAAAUAUCAAGUGGAACAAUGUAUAGAUGAGGCAUCUAUUAUAAUUCGGAAUACAAAAGAACCCACGCUAACUUUGAAGGUGAUACUUACUUCCCCUCUAAUUAGGGACGAAUUGGAGAAGAAGGACGGAGAAAAGGUUGCGAUGAAAGAUCCUCCGGACUUAUUGGACAGGCAGAAAUGCCUGAACGCCUUGGCGUCUCUUCGACAUGCCAAAUGGUUUCAGGCAAGGGCAAAUGGAUUAAAAUCAUGCGUAAUUGUCCUCCGAAUUCUGCGUGAUUUGUGCAACAGAGUCCCCACAUGGGCACCAUUAAAAGGAUGGCCACUAGAGCUUAUAUGUGAAAAGUCUAUAGGUACUUGUAAUAGACCUUUGGGCGCUGGGGAGGCCUUGAGACGAGUAAUGGAGUGUUUGGCAUCUGGAAUUCUACUUCCUGGGGGUCCUGGUCUUCAUGAUCCUUGUGAGAGGGACCCAACAGAUGCUCUGAGCUAUAUGACCAUCCAACAAAAAGAAGAUAUUACCCACAGUGCACAGCAUGCUCUCAGACUAUCAGCCUUUGGCCAGAUCUAUAAAGUGCUGGAAAUGGACCCCCUUCCAUCUAGUAAGCCUUUUCAGAAAUAUUCCUGGUCAGUUACUGAUAAAGAAGGUGCUGGGUCUUCAGCUCUGAAGAGGCCAUUUGAAGAUGGAUUAGGGGAUGAUAAAGAUCCCAAUAAGAAGAUGAAACGAAACUUAAGGAAAAUUCUGGAUAGCAAAGCAAUAGACCUUAUGAAUGCACUAAUGAGGCUAAAUCAGAUCAGGCCUGGGCUUCAAUAUAAGCUCUUAUCUCAGUCUGGCCCUGUCCAUGCCCCAGUCUUCACAAUGUCUGUAGAUGUGGAUGGUACAACAUACGAAGCCUCAGGACCAUCCAAGAAAACAGCAAAACUUCACGUAGCAGUGAAGGUACUGCAGGCAAUGGGAUACCCAACGGGCUUUGAUGCAGAUAUUGAAUGUAUGAGUUCCGAUGAAAAGUCAGAUAAUGAAGGCAAAAAUGAAACAGUGUCUUCAAACUCAAGCAAUAAUACUGGAAAUUCUACAACUGAAACCUCCAGUACCUUAGAGGUAAGAACUCAGGGCCCUAUCCUCACAGCAAGUGGCAAAAAUCCUGUAAUGGAGCUCAAUGAAAAAAGAAGAGGUCUUAAGUAUGAACUCAUCUCGGAGACUGGUGGAAGCCAUGACAAACGCUUUGUAAUGGAGGUAGAAGUAGAUGGACAGAAAUUCAGAGGUGCAGGUCCAAAUAAGAAAGUGGCAAAGGCAAGUGCAGCUUUAGCUGCCCUGGAGAAGCUGUUUUCUGGACCCAAUGCAGCAAAUAAUAAGAAAAAGAAGAUUAUCCCUCAGGCAAAGGGUGUUGUGAAUACAGCUGUGUCCGCAGCAGUCCAAGCUGUUCGGGGCAGAGGAAGAGGAACUCUAACAAGGGGAGCUUUUGUUGGGGCCACAGCUGCUCCUGGCUACAUAGCUCCAGGCUAUGGAACACCAUAUGGUUACAGCACAGCUGCCCCUGCCUAUGGUGGUUUUUUCAUUGACAGCCCCUAUUGCCAGCCUCUGAGCGUCGCACCAUUUAUUAUUCACUUGGGCCCUCAAGAUUUCUUCUCUGACUUCUAGAACCAUCAGGUUAAUACUUUUAAGCAGUUUUCAGCACGUUUAUCUCACUUUAUUCUCGUUCUCCUUGGACCUUCGUAGCCAUAUCACUUGUAUAAAAUAGGCUGAGAUAUAGUGACUGUAAGCUGUGGUCUCAGUAUACAAAGGUAAGCUCUUUUAUUUUCUGAUUAAAGAGAAAAUUAAAAAUCGAUGAACACAACAUGCAUAUAUGACAAUCAUAUAUGAUGUAUUUGAUCUCUUAGGUCUUAUAUCACAUUACUUAAAAAUUUUUUAUGAUCUAAAUGUGAAAUAAUUAUUUUCAGCAUUUUGUUUUUAAUACCCUUAUAAAUACUUUGAGAGACAUUUCACUUUUGAGUUAAGUGUGUGUAUGUAUAUAGAAACUUAAAACGUAUAUGCGAAUUACACACACUUACCUGUUUAAAUAAAAGAAUUCGGUGGUGGGAAGUGUUCACCUAAGAAGAUUUUUACGUCAGGGCACUCUUGGCCAAAGUGCUGGAAUUUCAUAAGCAGCAAGAUUGGUAACAGUGCCAGUAGGAACCAUUUAUAUGUAGCUGUUACAUAAGCUGAGGAUCAAAGUGCCAAUUUCUCAAGGGGAGAGACUUCUCUGAGAAAUGAAUAUUUCUGAUCUGUGUUGUAUACCCUAAUACAACAGCAGCAAGAAGCCAUUAAAAAAAAAAAGCAAUAGGAGAUGAAAAACACCAAAAUAUUAAGGUAACUAUGGAAAAAUAUAUAAUUGACUGAGUUAAGCUAAGUAUUUGUAGACUCAAUUAUGGCAAGACUUAGAAUGGUAAAUACCUGGUGUGCAGAGACCAAAUAGAUGUAAGGCAAUUCAUCUGUCUUUUCCAGGUUAGGUAGAUGAUUUAUUUCCUACCUGAUUCAACCGUCAUGGAGUUCAUUUAAAAGAUACAUGAGGGUUAGGCCAAAUAUUUUUAAAAGGAUUUGCUUCUUCAUUACGUGUAUUCAUUCCAUAAAUGCAUUUCAUAUGUGUUAGAUGUUCUGUGCUAAGGUUGU